Saccoglossus kowalevskii is the source of this 1530-nucleotide messenger RNA. RefSeq names its product aquaporin-4-like. The record is from RefSeq and is a predicted model, not a curated record. NCBI's taxonomy places the organism in Eukaryota, Metazoa, Hemichordata, Enteropneusta, Harrimaniidae.
GAGGUGAAGGGGAAUGUGAAUGACCUGUGCCAGGCACCACUUUUAUUUUUUAUUGAAUUCCUUAUUUGUUAUACAUUCGUCUGUGUUAUCGUAUCGUGGCUCAGUGAUUCGUGACUGUGGAUUACUGCCACGGUAUGAAAGUGACCCUGACCGUGUGACAGAAAUCAGUUAACACCCGAACUUUCAGUUCUAUCAUCUGCACCCUGCCUUACGCGCUUUGACGAACAACAAACUACGACAAGCAUGGAACUUAAAAAAUUGUGGGACGCUAAACAAAUGAAAACUGUCAGAUUUUGGCGGGCGGUUAUCGGAGAAACUUUGGCGUUGUUUCUCUUUGCAUUCGUCGUGUGUGCCUCCACCUUACCAUGGUAUUCCACGGAGAUGAACAGCUCGAAGAUCCUCAUCAUAUCGUUCACCGUUGGUUUCGCGAUCGCAACCUUGGUGCACUGUUUCGGCGAGGUUUCAGGGGGACAUAUCAACCCCGCUGUUACCCUAUCCAUGCUUUGUACUCUUAAUAUUGGUAUUUUCAGGGCGUUCUUCUAUAUGAUCGGACAAUGUGUAGGCGCCAUCGGUGGAGCCGCGCUUUUACUAGCCAUUACGCCCGAAGAGUAUCGGGGCAAUCUAGGCGUAACGUUGGUGAACGAUUCGAUUACAGCUGCCCAAGGUUUCGGGAUGGAAUUCAUGCUCACAUUCAUACUUGUAUUCACAAUCUUCAGCACGGUGGAUCCUAAACGUCAUGUGACUGGUAGUCAACCAAUAGCAAUUGGGCUUGCAAUUAUCAUUGAUCAUCUCAUUGGAGUAUAUUGGGCUGGUCCAUUUGCCGGGGCUCUGGCUGCAGCCUGGUUGUACGUAUUCACGUUUGGACGCACUCUGGAAGAUAAGAAUGAAGAUGAUAGCAAGCGGUCUAGCGGCUAUGAAAUGAGUACCACCAACUCGUAUGUUAAUCGAGGUGCUACCGAUGACACUGAAAUUGGUACUCAAACUCCAGACGUGCUCAAUGAUGAUUCGUCGCUGACGCUCAUCAGAACCAAGGAAACCCGCGAACAAAUUGAGAGAGCUAGAAAUCCCCCUCCCAUUCUCGCAAGGAAACCGACUGGUGGCGCUAUAGCUAAAAACUCAUCUGUUACAAAAUACCAAAAUAAGAAUUACAAGAUUUACAAGAAGUUCCUGGCAUGUAGCCAAGCAAACCUCGAUGAUUUAGACAAGAUUUACAAGAAAUUCCUGGCAUGUAGCCAAGAAAACCUCGAUGAUUUAGACAAGAUUUACAAGAAAUUCCUGGCAUGUAGCCAAGAAAACCUCGAUGAUUUAGACAAGAUUUACAAGAAGUUCCUGGCAUGUAGCCAAGAAAACCUCGAUGAUUUAGACAAGAUUUACAAGAAGUUCCUGGCAUGUAGCCAAGAAAACCUCGAUGAUUUAGACAAGAUUUACAAGGAGUUCCUGAAGCAGACGCUAUCUUUCCGAAUCAUUGUACAGUUAUUGCCACCACCGUUGAAUUGUUACAUUGUAUUUGGUAACGUACCCAAAGCCUGA